This is a messenger RNA of Symbiodinium sp. CCMP2456, 2913 nucleotides long. The record is from the annotation of a GenBank genome assembly. Lineage: Eukaryota; Dinophyceae; Suessiales; Symbiodiniaceae.
AUGCUCAGAGUCGUGCGGCUUCUCGUGUUAGUGCUGGCGGCAAAUGCAGAGUCGGAGUCGGUGGCGGACGUCGACCUGCCUGACUUGUUCCUGAUCCAGGUUGCUGCACAAACCUUUAAUGGAAGUGGACUGAAACACGCGCUCUCGACUGCCUUGCCGAACGUGUCGAGCAGCGACCGUGAGCAUUCCCUGCUACAAUCUGCGCCUCAAAACCGAAAUGGUACUGCCAAGAAGGACAAAGAGAAAGAGAGCGAUGGAAGCCAGAUUGUUCAAGAACAGCUGGGGCUGAAAGCCAACAGCGAAACAGACUCAGAAGCGUUGCGAGCUUCCUUUCUUUUCAAUAUCGGCUUGAUCUCCGCCUACUUGGUACUCUUCGUCGUGUUUCAGAGGUGGAAGCCGCUCGUCUAUCUACACAACACAACCAUUCAGAAGGCACCUGAGCCCCACCCUUCGUGGUUCGGCAUCUGGUUAAGCUCAGAGGAGGUGGAAGAGUAUGCUGGGCUGGACAGUGCAUUGAUGAUCGAGUUCUGCAACCUUGGCAUGAAAAUCUGCAUUUAUCUGGGGAUCCCCCUGACCGUGGUCUGUCUCCCGGUCUUCUACGUCAUGGGAAAGCAUCCGGGUGCCGCAGCUGCAGAGAAGCCGGAGGUCUUUGAGGUCCAAAUGCAGACAUCUGCACCAGUGCGGUGCAAUUUGUCCCUCGAAGCUCGCUGGGGGAUAUCUGCUGUCGAGGGACCAAGGAUAGGCCGUAGAGGGCGCGGUGAUGAGGAAUGUCUACCGUACUUUCCGGUUGCCCUCAUAGUCCAAAGAGGGUGGGUGGAAGAAGACAGGGAGAGAGCCCUGGUGGAAGAAAAGAAAGAGAGGAAGAGGCCGUUGGCGCAGGAGGUUUUCAGCACAAGACUUCGUAGGAAGUUCGUGGAGCGACGCGUUGCAUGGCUGCAGCAGCGCCCCAAGCCACAGUCCUCUACGCUUUUGGUCACCAAUAUUCCUCCAAGUUAUAGGUCUGAUGCCAAGCUGAAAGAAUACUUCGACUAUCUGUUCCCUGGGGGGAUAAUCGAGCGAGUGUAUAUCGUCAAGAAGCUCUCAAGCUUGGCGGCCCUGCUCGAUGAGUUCUCGAUUGCCGAACAGCGACUGCAUGAAUCGCAGUACCUUUGGUUCCUGGCAAACAAGGACCCCGACAAGCGACCAACAAUCAAAGUUCUUCAAGAUGCAGAAGCUGUGGACAGCAUCGAUCACUACACAAAGCUUGUAGAGCAUCUGCAGCGCCACAUCGAAGGUGAGAGGGACCACAUACGUCAAGCAGACAGCUUCGAUGAGGCAGAGUACAGCGGCGCAGCUGCAUUCGUGACGUUCUUGGCUUCCCGUGAUGCGGAGAUGGCUCUACGACUGCGGUUGGAACCAGAAGGCCAUCUCUUCACCAUGGAGUAUCCGCCGGUUCCAAAAGAUGUCUCGUACGAAGAUCUUCUCCGAAGCCCGUUCCAGAGGCAGAUGCUACACCUACUCGGGUAUGUCCUUAUCUUCAUGGUGUUUCUUUUCUUCUUUCCGCUGAUUGGCGCAGCCUCGUCGAUUGUCAACUUGGAGAACCUGGAGCGGAUUGAUUUCGUACAUCGCAUGAUCACGAGUUCGACCUGGGUGCAAUCUGUCAUGGAGGGAAUCUUUGCAACCUUGUUGCUUUCAGUGUUUAUGGCCUUUCUGCCAAGCACGCUGCAUGUAAUCAUUGCCAGCACCUUCACCUUCAAUUCCAGGGUGCAGAGCCAGCUUUUCCUGCAGCAGUGGUACUUCUGGUUCCAGGUCAUCUUUGUUCUCCUGGUUACAGCAAUAGGAACCUCAUUGUGGCAACGUUUCGCAGAUGUCUUGACUUCCCCGACCUCCGUGGUGCUGGAUUUGGCUGGGAGCUUGCCGAACACUUCCACCUUUUACAUGAGCUAUAUCAUCCUGCAGUGGUCGGUGUCGGUCCUGAACAUCCUUCGCUAUCAGAACUUGCUGAAAUUCUUCGCGUGGACAGCCGUCAGCGAGGAAGCGCGCGCCAAAGAGCUCUCAGAGCCGGAGGAUCCAGACUACUAUGGCAUCGGCUCUCGAAGUGCGCGUUUGAACGUGGUGCUGGCUAUUGCACUGGUCUUUAGCGUCAUGGCACCCAUGGCCCUGUGGUGCGGCUUUUUGUACUUCCUCAUCAACCGCUUUGUCUUCAGCUACCUGGUUGUCUUUGCGGAGACGACGAAGCCGGAUCUGGGAGGGUACUUUUGGGCCCAGCAGCUGCGGCACGUCCAAUUCACACUGCCGAUCUUCGUAGUCGUGAUGAGCGGAUGUCUCUGGACGAAGCCUUACGGAGGACCUGGCAUGCUUGCACUGCUGAGUCUCGUGGUCUGGGGAUGGGAAUAUUCAAGGUGGUCCGAUAUCCUGUGGGAGACCCUGUCCUUCAGAGCGGUGGUUGAGGGAUCCGAGAAGGGCUCCCAUACAUCAGACGAGGCUGAAGUCGGUAACUCCACGCAGCAGGUUCUGGGCUCGAGGGCUAACUUCAGCGAUUCCGUCUCGGAUCCUGGCAGAGAGAGCGAGAAGAGCGCGACCCAGAUCACUGUGCGCUCAGGGCAGCAGUCAAUUGUGAUCCAAGUUCGCGAUGGGAGCGAGGAGGUCAGGUUGCCUCCCAGGGCUGAAGACAAGGAGUUGGCCCUAAACAACACCUCUGCGGCACCGGUGCUGCCCGAAGUGGAGACAGCGAAGGCGGUCCCUGAACUGCCAGAGCCGUCGGCAUUGCCGCAGGACACCAGCCUCAGCCUCAGCCCUGAAGGGCCCGGGCCUUCGCUUCGAGGUGUUCAGGGAAUCCAGGGUGCACCUGAGAGAUCCUUGCCCGAAGAGGAGGCCGCCACGACAACGAAAGGUUAUUCGGCCUACGCCAAUCUGGCCUUCCGCACGCGCUAG